UUUUUUUUAAUGAAAAAAUAAUAAAACUAAGUAGAAAAAAAAAAUAAUAAAAAUAAAUAAUUAAAAAAAAAUUAAAAAAUUAAAUAUAAAGUAAAAAUUUCAAUAAAAAAAUAUAUUAAACAAUUUAUCUAAAAAAGUAUUUUAAAGCAAUAAUAACAAAAGUUAAAAAAUAUCAUUAAAACACCAAAAUUUGAAAAAAAAAUUAACGCACAUAAGUAAGAACCAAAGCUUGCUAUCCAAUUUGGGUGGGUUUCCAGCAAAAAUUAUAUAUAUUUUCCAAAAAACAUUGCGCUAAAACGCCCCGCUGUGUCAUGUGUUAAUUAAGCUGCUGACGCUUCACCCCGCUAACCAUUAUAUACCAGCGAACUUUUUAUUGCACUCCACGCAGCAGUCGUACAACCUUGGUAGGCGUGUCCGUUGCUUGCCAAAUUAUAACCUUCAAAGAAUUGCCCAAAGCAGCAAAAAAAAUUUUCAAUUCAGCAGCACUUUUGACGAAAUAUCUGGCCAUGUACCGCCGUGGAGGCCUGCAAAUAUACAAAAAAGCCACACAAACACACGCGUAGACAGUCAUAACGGUGAAGACAGCAUAUGAAGUCCGCUAUAUGUAUGCGUGCGUGUGUAGCUGCAGCGGAAAAAAUCGAUAUAACAUCAACAAUAAACAACGGUAAUGCUGCUGCUGGCCCAUAAACAUACCUAAGUAACACAAAGGCAAACGCACACACUCACACACACAUAAGCGCGCUAAACAAUAGUGCGUUAGUGUGCGCUGUGUGGCAUGCCUCUGCAGUCGCAUAUUUGCAUAUACGCGUUUGCUAUCGCAUUCCGCCACCAACUCUUGCCACGCCGCCAGCCAGCCGACGCCGCAAUUUUAUGCCGAUAACGUAAUACACACGACACUCACAGCAGUUGGUCGACGAGCGUUUACCAUAUGGAUAUGUGCAGCUGACCAAAAAUGUUGUGCAAUUGUGCUAACGUUUUAAAUAUUUAAUUAAAAUUACUUAGCAAAAAAGCAAUUCAAAGUAGAAAAAUAUAUAAACACGUGCGCGUAUUUACAACACAGAAAAAAUAAAAUAAUACAUAUAAAAAAAUUGUCCAUUUUAACUGCUUAACGCAUAAUUGUAGCAAAGAAAAAAUUAAUAACAGCAACAACAACAAAAAAGUUUUAUAAAAAAAAACAACAAAAAACGCAUGCAUUUAUGCAGCACAAGGUCGCACACCAGCUUACUACCGCGCGCCUACACGGCGUAUGAGCAAUUAAUUAAGUGCAGCGCCUGGAGUGAAUGCUGAACAACAAGCAUAACAACAACAACAGCAGCAGCAAAAAGAUGGUGGACCUGAAUACCUGUCCGCCUACGCCGCCGGGUGGCGAACGCUCGAAAAUCAAAAGCUUUAUGGGCCGCACUCCCGGCAUUGGUAUAUUGAAGUCGAAAUUUCUAACGGUGCUUGGGAAUAGCAAUGAGCUGCUUAACGGUAUUUCGAAUAAGCUUACGCUUAGCAUUAGCUCCAGCGAAUCGGAGUAUUGCGAUGAUGACGAGGAGGUUCCUACAUUUGACGAGACCAUUGACUAUACGAAAAUAGAUUAUGAGUUUCGACGCAUUAAGGCGCGACGGGCACAUGAAGAGAUCAUAUCAGGACGGUUUCGAUAUCCCAACUUAGCACCUAGACCUCGCUUGGAGGCUUCCCGCGCCAGUGCACGUGACAAAAACAAGCGUUCCGAUUCGAGUUCCUCAACUUCCAGCUCCACAUCGUCUUCAUACUCACCGCCUGUCAAUCGUUCGCAUGUUAGCAGCACUACACGCUCGAAUUCCAUCGAGUCACGUCAUUCCGGUGGUUAUGGGCGACCCGGACGCGCCAUACCCGGCGCAAGACGCAGUGAACUCGACAUACAAAGAGAUUUAUCACGCAUUACCGAUUUGUUGAGCGUAAAUGCCAGCGCACCGCAAAUCGAUGUACAACCGCCCUCGGAUCGUGAAUGCGGCAAUUCCACUGAACAGCGCAACCAUCCCACGCACCUGCAUAUGGAUAUACCAGCUAUGACACAAUCGGGCACCAGUAUGGCGGUGCCGCCACGCAGUCGCAACUCGAAUAGCAGCACUGUGACCAGUUUGCGUGACGAUCCCGAUGUACAAGCGAGUCCAAGCAUUGAAUCUACCGAUUGGCGUAAUUUUAUACGUUCGGAGUCACAAAAUUCAGUACCGUCAUGGGCAUCAUCCAUCAGUUUGGACUGCCGCGCUGGCGAGGAACCGAUCAAGGAGUUUAUGAAACGUUUCAUAGAGGUGCUUUUCACGAAUGCCUCAGCGAUUGGACUGGAAUUGAAGGCGGAGUUUGGCGCAUUGGCACGUAUCGAUGCGGGACGACAGUGGUUUACACGUUUCUUGCUCGAGCAGAAAGCCAAAUCAAAGCGUGUAGAUGAGGUGACCUUCCAUUCGCUGGUACAGUAUUUCGCCAUCGUCUUAUUUGAGUGCGGUGAGAGUGAAGACUAUGCGCCGGCAGCGUUAAUCAUGAAUACUUGCUUUAUGUUCUACAAUGAAAUUGAAGUUCCUGGCUGUGAACCGUAUCGCCAGUAUCUCUACAUUUUCAUGCGUCAACAACCGAUAUGGUAUAGUCAACGUUUUUGGGGUGCCGCAUUCUUCGAAGCUGUGCAAAGUGAACGUGACCAUCGUUUGGCGAUGCGUAAGCGGCGCGCUGAAAGGAAGCAGCGCAACAAAGCGCAGUUCACAACAAAGAUAGCGGUUGAGUCGAGUAUGCAUGAUAAUUCGCCAGCUGAGGUAACGAAUGAGAACGCGUUGUUAACGGAUGCACCGAUUGAUGGGGAAAUCGCUUCCACGUCCAGUUCCUCACAUCAUGGUAAUAUUGUGGCCUUAAAGGUGCAGUCGACGAAGAAAUCCGCUUCACAGACCAGUGCCGAAGACACGUCCGCAGUUGGUGGUGCUGGUGCUUCGGCCGAGUCGACAGCUUUGGUGGGUGCGUCGAGCGCUGCAGCAGCCGCUGAUAAGCAGCACGCACAUCUCGAUCCGCAUUCCAUCGAGAAUAUUGUGUUUCGACAACUGGGGGCCUUUACUUGUAAUAUGCACUCAUUGGGCCUACCUCAAGAUAUGUGCCUAGAAUUUUUGAAGAAACAAUCGGCAACGGCAAGCCAUACUUUAUCAAAGGAGAAAACCAAACUCAUCAAGGAUAACAUAUUGCGCAUGUACCAUGAAACCGAUUCAUGGGGCGCGAAAGUGUCCUGAGUUGUUUUUACCGUUAACCAUAGUAUAUUAACUCCAACUUUCCAGUAGUUAGUUAAAUUCUAUUAAAAUUAAUAUUAAUUAUAUUUGUAACGGAAAUAUUAGUAAAAGAAAACGUUAAAAUUAAUAUAUACUGUUAACAUAUAACAUAAUUAUAUAUGUAUAUGCAUUAGGGGUAUCCUUUUUUGUUUAUUAAUCAUGUUCGUGUAGAAAAAUUGCAUUUUCGAAAAAUUUGCAAAUAAUUGCUCUAUGGAAAAAGGUAAACCUAAGGACACAUGUCCAUUAGGGGUGUCCUUAUUUGUAUAUAAUUCAUAUUUGAGCAUGAAAAAUUACAAUUUCUAAAAUUUUGUUACUAAUUGGUCUAAAGAAAAAUGCAACAAUAAUGAUCUAUGUAUAUUAGGGGUGUCCUAUUUUGUAUAAGUUUCAUAUCUGUGCAUAAAAAUUGCAUUUCCAAAAAUUUCCUUACUGAGUGCUCUAAGAAAAAUGUGAAAAUAAUGAUGUAUGUACAUUAAGUGUGUCCUUAUUUGUAUACUUUUCAUAUUUGAGCAUAAAAAAUGGUAUUUUUGAAGAAUUUACUAUUAAUUGUUCCAAGAAAAACUAAUAAGGAUACAUGUACAUUAGGUGUGUCCUUAUUUAUAAAUAUUUCAUAUUUAAGCAUUUAAAAAUGCAGAUAAAUAAGGAUAUUUAUACAUUAGGUGUGUCCUUAAUUGCAUAUAUUUCAUAUUUGAGCAUAAAAAAUUGCAUUUUCGAAAUUCUGCUCACAAAUGCACUUAGAAAAAAACAAAGAACUUCGGAAAUAACUUUUUAACGAAUCAAAAUCAGUUUUCAAGCAUUUAUGCGUAUACAGGGUGGUCCAACUAACAAAAGGUUUCGUUUUUAAUUAAGCUCGCUGCAAAUUUGCCUACUUAUACGCGUAAUUGUGAGUACGUUAUAAGUGAGGAUAGCCCUAAUGUUCAUAUAUACAUAUGUAUAUAAAUAUAGAAAUAUUUAUAUAUUAUGUAACUUUUUAAUAAUUCGUGUAAGCAUAAUUCAAGUAAGCAAGGCAUGUGGUUGAUAACACUGUACUUUUUUUUUAAAUAUGCAUUAGGGUGUGGUAUUUUUUUUUUUAAGAAAAUUUAAUUUACUAAUGAUGAUGACUGUCAAUAUUGAACACAGAAAAGCAAGCUUAUAACUUAAGGAAGUGGCACCCUAAUGCACUUAGGUACAUAUAUAUAAGCUUAUAUGAGAUAAUGAAAUGAAUGAAUAUCAAAGCAUAUAAUAUUAUAAACAAUUUGCAAUAUCAAAAGAAAUUGUGAUAUGGAAAGUUGAAAUGAGAGAGAGAGAGGAGAGAGAGAAAAUUUUCGCAGAGAAAGCGUUUAUAUAAAAACUUGUCCGCAAAUAAUAGUAUUACUUACAUGAUUAUUAUCGGAAUACUAAAGCAAAUAUGUUUAGAGCAUAUCGGGGUAUAUGAUUUUGAAUUCUAACAUCAUUAGAACCUUGCCUAUAAUUUCAUUUAAGAUUCAAUAACAUAUCCAUGUCUUCUUGAUUGAGCAAUAUAUUUUGAGAUUAAAAAACAGAUUCCAAAUUUCUGGAGAAUUAUUAAAUUUUUGGAAAGAACUGUCAACUAUCUGUCAAAAUGAAAACAGCUAUUCUUACAAAACUAUGCCAAGUAAUGUCACAGCUUAAAGGAAUUGCAGUUUUGUCAUAAUGUUGUUGUUUUCUAAAUAUAGCAACUGCUUAAACAGCGUCUGACAGAAAUGAACAAGGUCAUGUGAAAGUAUGGUUGAUCUCAACUUCCCUUCUAGACUUGAAUAUACUUUUAUAUAUUUUAAGAUUGAUUGAAUAUUUUAUUUUUAUUUUUGAUAUUUCAAGAGUCCAAACUUUAUCAAAUGCGGUGACGUUCAUUUCAAAAUAACUUAAAAUGGAAUCUAGGUGUUGGCAAAAAUACUUUAUAAACUUACUACUACUUAAACCUGCCAUAAAUUCUAGUACAAGUUCAGGUCAUUAUAAAAAUGUAUAAUUUUAUUAAUAAAGCUAGUAAUGCAUAUACUAAGUGAGCGAUGUUCUAAACUUAUUUGUUUGCUUCCAGACAAUCUCCCAAUAGGUUCGGUCAUUGAUUAAUAACAGCAGGAACCGUUUCUAUUUGUAUUAAUGACCUGCUGAAAGCAAGAUUUUUUGA
Bactrocera neohumeralis is the source of this 5385-nucleotide messenger RNA. RefSeq lists its product as uncharacterized. The coding region runs from base 1281 to 3230 and encodes 649 amino acids. The transcript has 7 exons. The record is from RefSeq and is a predicted model, not a curated record. NCBI's taxonomy places the organism in Eukaryota, Metazoa, Arthropoda, Insecta, Diptera, Tephritidae.